CUCUCCCUCUUUUUCUUGAAGCUGAUCCAAGCAAAAUAAUCCCGAGAAUAACUUGAAAAGUUAUAUGGCUCCUGUCGCGUUACCUCCAGGUUUCAGAUUUCAUCCAACCGAUGAGGAGCUGAUUACCUACUAUCUCAAAAGAAAAAUUAACGGUCUAGAAAUCGAACUUGAGGUUAUCGCUGAAGUUGAUCUCUACAAGUGCGAGCCAUGGGACUUACCAGGGAAGUCCUUGCUUCCAAGCAAAGACCAAGAAUGGUACUUCUUCAGCCCACGGGACCGGAAGUAUCCCAACGGUUCGAGGACAAACCGUGCAACCAAAGGCGGAUAUUGGAAGGCCACGGGUAAAGACCGCCGGGUUAGCUGGAGAGACCGAGCCAUUGGAACCAAAAAGACAUUGGUUUACUACCGUGGACGUGCACCACAUGGUAUUAGAACCGGUUGGGUCAUGCAUGAAUAUCGACUCGAUGAAAAUGAAUGCGAGCCUAGUGCAUACGGCAUGCAGGACGCCUAUGCACUUUGUCGUGUGUUUAAAAAGAUUGUGAUUGAAGCUAAACCAAGAGAGCAGCAUCGGUCUUACAUCCACGCUAUGUCGAAUGUGAGUGGCAAUUCAAAUUUUGAGGCUUGUUCGGAUCUAGAGAUCAGUUCAACUACUCAUCAAGUUCAAAACGCAUUCCAACCUCAAUUUUUCACAUCAAAUGCUAGUAACGAAAACUGGUCACAAUACUAUGGUUCUUCUUAUCCACCGUUCUCUACUGCAUAUAAGGUUAAUAAUGAGAUCGAAUGCUCACUGUUACAACACAAUAUAUCUCUACCACCGUUGCGUGUGGAGAACUCUGCGGUCAUCGAUUACGACUUCUAUAAUACGAGUAUGACUCACAACAACAAUCUUGGCGUCUUGGAGGACUUUACUUUCGCUACAAGUAAAUCCAACCAUUAUAAUAAUACCGUUGGUGAUCAAGUGAUCGACGUAGGCGGUUAUAAUGAAUCAUUAAUAAUGCCAAAUCAUCAUAUGAACCAGGGAUAUAUUGAAGAACAGAAGAUCAUAUCGACUUUAGAUGAUAAUAACCAAGAUCUUGGAUUUCAUGGAGACAAUACCAAUAUCAACAUAGAUAUCGAUGACUUCUUCUCAUUUGAUAUGUAUAACGAGGAAAACGUAGAUCGAGUCGAAGGUAACGAAGAAGACGUGAAUACAAAUGAAGCCGUAGAUUCAUCUGGAUUUGAGGUGGUUGAAGAAGAAAUUAGGGUUAACAACCAAAUGCUUAUCUCGACAUAUCAAACAACGAAGAUUCUAUAUCAUCAAGUCGUACCAUCUCACACGUUGAAAGUUCACAUCAAUCCUAUUAAUCACAAUGUGGAAGAGAGAACAUUGUUCAUUGAAGAGGAUAACGAUUCUUGGUUACAAAGAGCUGAGAAGUACACAAAGACAAAACUAACUCUUGUUAAUUUAAUGUCUCAGCAAUAUUACAAAUAUCUUGCGAUUUUUUUCUAAUUUCUUAAAAUUGAUUGAUUCAUAUACGCCUAAAAGAGAGAGAGCGUUUAUAUAUAAUGUACUAACAUAUACAUGUACACAUCUCAUUCUUUCUAUUUAUUAAUUGGAAUUACAUUGUAGUAUAAU
This is a messenger RNA of Eruca vesicaria subsp. sativa (arugula), 1615 nucleotides long. Lineage: Eukaryota; Viridiplantae; Streptophyta; Magnoliopsida; Brassicales; Brassicaceae. The record is from the annotation of a GenBank genome assembly.